Molecule: messenger RNA, 2127 nt
Organism: Mercurialis annua (annual mercury)
Lineage: Eukaryota; Viridiplantae; Streptophyta; Magnoliopsida; Malpighiales; Euphorbiaceae
Product: G-type lectin S-receptor-like serine/threonine-protein kinase At5g24080
Exons: 4
Coding region: 211-657 (148 amino acids)
Biological process (GO): protein phosphorylation
Molecular function (GO): protein kinase activity; ATP binding
Source: RefSeq, a predicted model, not a curated record
UUCUGUCACUCAGGUGCUCCUAUAAAUUUUAGCUAUCGUGAAUUGCAGAUUUGCACCUUGAAUUUCUCACAAAUUCUUGAAACAGGAGGAUUCCGAAGUGUGUACAAAGGAAGCUUAUCUGAUGGGACUUUGAUUGCUGUAAAGAUACUUGACAAGGUUUUACCUCAUGGGGAGAAGGAAUUUAUAACUAAAGUGAACACCAUUGGCUUUAUGCAUCACAUGAACCUCGUUCGUCUCUGCGGAUACUGCUCUGAAGGAUUGCUAUGUAGCUGGGAGGCUCGGGAAAGAUUACUGGAUUGGUCAACUCGAUUUAGUAUAGCCACUGCAACUGCACAAGGAAUAGCUUACUUCCACAAGCGAUGCAGAAGCCGGAUAAUACACUGUGAUAUAAAACCAGAAAAUAUAUUAAUAGAUUACAAUUUCUGCCCCAAAGUAUCAGAUUUCGGACUUGCCAAGCUAAUAGGAAGAGAACACUUGCAUGUUGUUACAAUGGUAAGAGGAUCUAGAGGCUAUUUAGCUCCAGAAUGGGUUAGUAACUGGCCUAUAACCGUAAAAGCCGACGGAAUAUUCUGGAGAUCAUCGGCAGGAGAAGAAACCUCGGCAUGUCUUAUGAUGUGCAAGACUUCUUUUACCCAGGAUGGGCUUUCAAGGAGAUGACGAAGAAGAAGAGCUUACGAGAGCACUAAAAGUUGCAUUUUGGAGCAUUCAGGAUGAGGUGUCUAUGAGACCUUCAAUGGGAGUAGUGAAGAUUUUAGAAGGAUCAAUGGAUAUGAAUGCUCCACCAAUGCCUCGGACUGUCCUGGAAUUGGUUGAAGAAGGUUUAGAUAUUGUGUUUAAAGAAGCCAUGAAAAGAGAAUAUAUAAUCUCAUUUUAAUUAACAGUCAGACGAGUAUGUUAAAAGGAUUGCAAAUUUUGAGAAAGAUUUGUACAAUUUCGUCUUGUUUAUAACACGGUUAAGUGCAAAUUAAAUUACGAAUUUUAGCGCGAUUUAUAAUCACAAUACGAACUUUAAAACUUGAUUGAUAAAUUCAGUCACAAAUUUUCAUAUUUUGGUAAAUCAGAUUAUUGGGCUAUUCUGCGGUGAAAAAUACUAAGUGGACAUCAUAAUAUACACUGUUCCGAUAAUCGCAUCAACGUUUUUCAACAAAAAAUAGAUUGAUGUUCUGAUUUGCCAAAAACUGAAUGAUUUUACAGAAUUUUAAAAUUCGUAUGAUUCAUUUACGAUUGAUCCUUUAUAAUAUAAAACUAUGAGUGUUCAAGAAUCAAAAGCAUAGCAACAAGAAAGACUUGUUUUAUAUAAUCAGAAAUUGCAGCGAUAUUUCCUUGCUUUCUUUUAUUCAUCAGUACCACAAAAAAUUACUAAUCGUCAGGUAUUUUCAUUUCUUCAAUAAACUAAACAGCAUAGUUCUUAAAAUUCAUCUCGGAAGCUAUGGAAGGCGACGAUAGAAACGUUUUCCGUCUCCUGAAAAAGAAGAAAGACGACGAACAAGAGAAUCAGAACCGCUACCAUGAAACCAAAGCUCAUAAUCUAACCGUUGCGUAUAUAAUCUGUCAGGCUCUGAUUUUCAGUUCUGUUGCACAUCAGUCAUCUCAGCAAUGUCAGAACUGGUGGAUUCCUUUCAGUAUCUCCGCUCUUUGUUCGCUAAUCUAUUUCAUGCCGUUUUUGGAUGCGGUUAGUAAUCUUUAUCGUCGUACUCAGCCCGAACCGGACUUGAAUUAUGUGGAGCGGCAUGAGAUGGUGGUGAAACCUGAUGGAUUUCAGCUGAUAAAGAUUAAAAUUUAUAUUGCUGUUACAGUGUCAGCUCUGAUUGGUUUUGCUGUUGUCGUUUUGAUUGCUUGCCGAUUGAUUUUAUGCUCCUGAAAUGGCGAUUCGAGGAGUUGGAGCUUGGUUACUGUUUUCAGAGAGCUGCAUCUGAUUAACCAGAAUAUAUAUAUGCUCACGGUUUUCUAGUUCAGUUGUAUUAUGUUUACCUGAUUGAUGGUGCGGGUACCGGCUCGGGCGCCCGGCUUGAUCGGAUUUUAAUUUUUUAAUUUUUAUUAGCUACAAUUAGAAUCUAAAUCCAUGUAAAUUUUCUAUUUAUGUGCAAGUUUAUAUCAGAAUCUAAAUCCAUGUUAAUUUUAUUUUUA